This is a messenger RNA of Drosophila kikkawai, 2216 nucleotides long. Its product is annotated as NEDD8 ultimate buster 1. Gene Ontology annotation, molecular function: protein binding. The record is from RefSeq and is a predicted model, not a curated record. Gene Ontology annotation, biological process: regulation of ubiquitin-dependent protein catabolic process. NCBI's taxonomy places the organism in Eukaryota, Metazoa, Arthropoda, Insecta, Diptera, Drosophilidae.
UCGAUAACCGAUAGUCCCACAGAACACAAAACUUUUGUGUAAACAAAAUUAACUGAAUUGUCAUUGUCAUUCUCUGACUGAAGUUUUAUUUAUAAUUUAGCUGCCGAUAGCAGCUAUUCUCUCUUGUCUUCACAUUUUCCUCCUUUCCUUUCCUUCUUUCGAAUUAUAUUGAAAAAACUCGUCGAAUUUAAGUGACUGCGCAUUAUUUUUGUGUUGCCCGAAAACACAUGUGCGAGAAGAGGAAGAACAAUAACAUUUCUGUUUUUCACUAAAACUUGCAGUUUUGAGUUCCUUUUGUGGUCUUUGUUCCGCUGCGUGAUGUCGCACAUCGACAACAUUUUUACCCAGGUACGCGCUCGCCUCCAAUCUGAGGGCGUAAAGCUGUGGGAGGAGCCCUACUUCUCGGAAGACCUUGGCUGCAUCGAAGGCGCCAUGGAGAACCUAGCUGCGGAAUACGGUCGUUUUCUGGGCAUACCUUCCGAUCGCUGUUAUUUCGUGCUUACCGAACUCCAGGAUAAUGCGCUCCGCAAGCUGGCCGCUCGCCGGGAAUUCAAUGCCACCGGAUUGGCCACGUUCAAGGUGCGGCGCAUUGACAAUCGAGGUGGUGGCGGCACCACCACAAUGCAGGACGUUAAGUGCGAUCUGAACUCACUUGGUAGCGAUCUUCAGGCAGCGAUCGCUGCCAAGCUGCAAUUGCCGGACUCAAAUCAUGUCAAGUGCAUUGCAGCCGGAAAGAUGGUGGCCUCCAAUGCCACUCUCGCCUCCCAGCAGCUGAAAAACAACCAGCAGUUGAUCGUGAUCGUGACCGGUCGGGGCGACAAUCAGAACGAAGCGCUCUACGACAGAAUCAACAGGAUCAAGGCCGACGUAGAGGCAGUCGUAUCCUCACAGAAUCAGCUGAUGGAGAUGGAGGACCAGAAUGGCAGUCCCGUUUUUCUGCCACCCGACGAAAAUCGGGCUCUGCUUACCGGCUUGGGAUUUUGCGAGAAGGCCAAGGUGGCAAUGCAGCGCGAAGAUUUCGAGGAGGCGCUGCUCCUACUCCUGGAGGCUGACGAGCGCUUUGCCACAUGCAACUCGCAGUUGCUCGAGAAGGUGGACAAUUACGCUCUGCUCAACCUGGACAUAGUUUGGUGCUAUCUCUGCCUGAAGAAUGUCACCCAGCUUCCAGAUGCAGAGCGGCGCUUGUCCAUCUGUACGCGCAGUUUCCGCCGCAGCUAUGGCGAAAACUUUGAGAGACUGUACUCUUUGAAGGGUAAGGCCUGUCCCGAAAGGGCUCUGCUAAUGCGCCUGAAACUACUCCAGGGCGUGGUGCUAUUCCAUCAGAAUCGUCGGGACGAAGCAUUUGAGCAUUUCGAAGCCGCCUCAGCUUUGCUAAGGGAAUUGAAAGUCAACGAGGAGGAGCUAACAAUGCUGGUGGAAAUGGGUUUCGAGGUGAGUGAGGCCCGCUUGGCCCUGCGCUCCUCUUCAAACGGCGGCGGCGUGGAGCAGGCGGUGCAGUUUAUCCAGGAGCGACGCCAACAACUGAAGGAGGCCCGCAAGCAAUCAAAAGCGGAGCGAUCCCUGCACCGUCGAAUGUCGAAUGGGAAAAACAGCGGCGACUGGGUGAAUCCGCGCAGCGUUUGCACCCUUACCAAUAUGGGUUACGAUCGUCGUUUGGCUGCUCUGGCCCUGAAGCGAUCCAAGAACGACAUUCCCCAGGCGGUGGAUCUUUUGCAGUCCCGCGCUGAUGAGCUAAUGGCUGCACUGCCCAAGACGCGUGUUUCCGCCGAUACUGACCAGUUGGCCCAUCUCCGCCAGCUGGGUUUUGACGAGGACUCAGUGCGUGCUGCACUCGAGAGCACAAGCAACAAUAUGGAGCGUGCCAUAGAGUUCCUGCUGCGGGCUUUUCGCAGCGAAGGUGAGCUUCAGGAGGCUAUGCAGCGGGUCACCGAUCUUGCCACCAAUGGAGGCGAUGGGCCCUCCACCUCAAAUUCGAAUGCUGCGCCACCUUCACCCAUCAUCGAGUCUGUCCUACGACAGGCGCGUGCCGAAAUGGAGACCUACAAGGCGUACCAGCGCUUUAACUCUGAUCUAAGCCAAAGCGACCAGGACUACUUGGAUCUGCCGCUGGUGCAGGAGGAGCAUAUACUGGCCGAGUAUCGUAACCUGCUGGAGCAGUGAUAUUCAAUCGUUUGUCAGAAUGUAAAAUAUAAUGUAAUAUAUGAUUUUCUAUUAUU